AUAAAGUCUAUAUAUUGCGCGAUCUUGAUCGAUGAUCAUGUUUUAAAAAUACAAAACAGGAGCGUUAGCGAACCAGCUAGCUAGCAAUCCUGGUUUAAUUAAUUUGUCACCAAUUAAGAAUGUGGCAUAUUGGUCUCUGCAUUGCAGCUUUGGUUGUGAUCAGCAUUACAUAUUGGGUAUACAAAUGGAGGAACCCUAAAUGUAAUGGCAACCUUCCUCCUGGUUCAAUGGGCUUGCCGCUAUUCGGUGAAAGCCUACAGUUUUUUGCGCCUAAUCGAAGAUGGGACACCCCUCCCUUUUUCAAGGAAAGAAUUGAAAGAUAUGGGACGAUAUUCCGCACCAGUUUGGUUGGGCUGCCGGUUAUAGUCUCGAGCGAUUCAGAGCUUAACCAAAUGGUGUUCCAACAAGAGGGUCAUUUGUUCCAACUUUGGUACCCAGAUAGCAUGACAAAGGUACUAGGGAAACAAAAUUUAGGUUCUUUGCAUGGGUACAUGCAUAAGUAUCUCAAGAACAUGGUACAAAAUCUAGUUGGUCAUGCAAGCCUUAAAAAGAUGAUUCUUGAAGUUGAAAGUGUGACAACAAGACAUAUAGAGAAGUGGGCCAAUCAAGAGACUGUAGAGUUGAGAACAGCGACAGCAGAUAUGAUAUUUGAUCUCACCGCCAAAAAACUGAUAAGUUAUGAUCUAGAGAAGUCAUCUGAGAAUCUAAGAGAGAACUUUGAUGAUUUUAUGAUGGGUUUAGUUUCAAUCCCUCUUGCGAUUCCAGGAACCGCACAUCACAAGUGUCUAAAGGGAAGAAAGAAGGUGAUGAAGGUGCUCAAGAACAUGCUAGAGGAAAGACGCGCUAAACCUAAUGAGGCGAACACCGAUUUCUUUGAUUAUGUUCUUGAGGAACUCAAGAAAGAUGAUACAAUCCUUACAGAAGAGAUUGCCCUGGACUUGAUGUUUUUGCUUUUGUUUGCAAGCUUUGAAACAACUUCGCUUGCGGUUAUAGUUGCUAUCAAGCUUCUAACGGACAACCCUCGGGCAUUAAAGGAAUUAACCGAAGAACAUGAGAAAAUCCUCAGAGAUCGGGAAAACCCCGUGUCUGGGCUUACGUGGAAAGAAUAUAAGUCGAUGACAUUCACAUUUCAGGUUAUAAAUGAAACACUAAGACUGGGGAAUGUAGUUCCUGCAUUGUUUAGAAAAGCUCUAAAAGAUGUCAAGUUCAAAGGCUAUACAAUUCCAUCUGGCUGGGUGGUGAUAGUAUGUCCCCCGGCCGUUCAUUUAAACCAUGAGAAUUAUGCGGAUCCACUUGACUUUAAUCCAUGGCGAUGGAAGGAUUUGGAUUUGACAGGUGCAUCACAGAAUUUCAUGGCUUUUGGAGGUGGCCUAAGGUUUUGUUCUGGUGCAGAUUUCGCUAGACUUGAGAUGGCUAUCUUUCUUCAUUGUAUAGUGACACGAUAUCGGUGGCAACUAGUGAAAGGAGGUGGAAUCGUUCGAACUCCAGGUUUACAAUUUCCAGAUGGCUUUUAUGUCCGUUUUUCCAAGAAAGAUAAGCAUAACUAAUCAAUCCGACAAGCCUUAGCUAAUGAAGUUUGGGUAUAUACU
Helianthus annuus (common sunflower) is the source of this 1589-nucleotide messenger RNA. Its product is annotated as cytochrome P450 87A3. Gene Ontology annotation, molecular function: oxidoreductase activity, acting on paired donors, with incorporation or reduction of molecular oxygen; iron ion binding; heme binding. The record is from RefSeq and is a predicted model, not a curated record. The coding region runs from base 120 to 1547 and encodes 475 amino acids. The transcript is spliced from 9 exons. Gene Ontology annotation, biological process: sterol metabolic process. Lineage: Eukaryota; Viridiplantae; Streptophyta; Magnoliopsida; Asterales; Asteraceae.